AUGAAAUCGAUAUGUCUAGAAUAAGAAAUUUUACAUUUUUCUCUUCACAAAAUGGUUGUCAAUCUCAUUGCUUAAACUACUGAUAACGAAGUAGACAAAGCUAAUUAUAUUAAGAGCGUGUUUGUUAGGAUGUAAAGUAAACACUUUGCAUGCAAAGUGUGGGAGAGUAAACAUUUUACCCUAUUUGUUUGAACUAUUUCACGUAAACAGUAAAACACUUUUUAAAAAACAUUUUACAAUGUACUUAAGGGCAUAGUGACAAACAUUUUACAACUGGUAAGUCACAAUUUCUUAAGCAAAUCUGGACCUCCUACUAACAAACAUGACACUUUUUGUUUUGAUAUGAAGUGAUAUAGUUCAAGUUAAACGAUUGAUGUUCAAUAACUUAAGGGCAUAUUCACGUGAUCGGGUAAUAUGAAAUUUUGAGUUCGCGGAAUACGCACGAAGCAAGGAAAUGAAAAAUUAUCAGAACCUGUUCGAUGAAAUGCCUGAAAGAGACAUGAAGAGGAGUGACAAGUUCAUAUCCCUCCAAAAAUAAAAAAGAAGAUUUUAGUGUUUGCUGAUCCGCCUAACAGGAAAUGCACUUGCUUGUUCGCCAGUCUACAUAUGUUUUUUGUUAGCUGAAAGUCUAAAGCUUUGUUAUGCAGAUGAGACAGUAAUGUUGAACUGCUGCAAACUUCUUUUCACAAAUGGCGUCAUCUCAACUUCUGCUGAAACACCAUCUGUUGCAACCUUACUCGAAGCUCACCCGGGUGCAUACACAACCACCAGGACUCAUAACAAUGGAUCAAAGCUCUUGUUCUGGGAAAGACACUUGAGAAGACUUUCAAAUUCUGUUAGCAUUCUGCUACAUUCCAGCCCAAAACUCAUGUUCAAAGUCCCAACAUAUGCUGUUUCAUACUCCUCAAUGUCAAUGGCCUCGCCCUCAUGGGAUUCACUGAUUCAGUCUCUGGUAAAUGACUCAAUGAGAAAGAUUUUGCCUGCUGUGCUAACAGAGAGGGAAAAUGAGGAAGAAUUAGCCAUCACAUCUCUUGUCAGUGGCAAUUUGGAUGAUUUUAGGGAUUUAGAGAGAUUAAAUGAGGAAAACAUCUCGAGAAUGUUUGAUGUGUACGUGCACAUUGGUGGAUAUGUUCCUAAAAUAUUUGGAAUUUCAGAAAAUGGGGCACACUUGGCAGUUGCUGGCUGUGGAAGAGAGGUAGCAAAUGCAAAAUAUUCAGGUUGGGUAAGGCAGAGGAAGUGCUUGGAGAAAUUGAGGCCUCCUUCAGUCAAUGAGCUCUUGUUGUCCAAUAAUGGAGAUAAAAUUUUGGAGGGCUGUUUGACAAAUUUUUUUGUGGUUUGUUGCAAGGAAGAAAAAGGAAAUACAAACUGUUUUGAAAUACAGACAGCCCCCCUCAGUGAUGGUGUUCUUCCAGGAGUUAUACGCCAAGUAAUUCUUGAUAUAUGCUCUAGAAAUGGAAUUAUACUUCGAGAAGUUGCACCAUCAUGGUCAAGGCGUGAAACAUGGACAGAAGCAUUCAUUACAAAUAGCUUGAGAGUAGUGCAACAUGUGGUGACAAUUCGGUUUCCAGAAUCAAUGGAAUCACUUGAAGAAAAAACUUGGAAUGAUGUCAUAUGGGAAGAGAAAAAGUUUGAGCAGGGUACACCUGGGAAAAUCACAAUGCUCAUUCAGGAGGAGAUAAUGAAAUUAGCAGAGCUAGAGGGGUAUCCGGUUGCUCUUUUCAAUGAAUAAAUUGCCUCUCAUUACUGUUGUGUUAGCUUUUUAUGAUUUUCCGUCUAUGAUAUAACCAUGAAUGAGUGCAGCAGUCAUGCAAGUUCAUGUGGGAGUCUUUUCUACAAGUAGGAUGCGUUUUAUCCAAUAUGGAUGUGGAAAAUUCUGUGCCUGAAAAGUUUGCAUGCAUUAUUCAUUUUUCUUUUUUUUGAAAGGAAAAUAACUUAUAUUAAA
Molecule: messenger RNA, 1942 nt
Organism: Cuscuta europaea
Lineage: Eukaryota; Viridiplantae; Streptophyta; Magnoliopsida; Solanales; Convolvulaceae
Source: the annotation of a GenBank genome assembly